AUGCAAGAAAUUGACUUGUUAAGGUUACAUAGAGAAACACUAAAAUUUAUGGAAAUAGAGAGUAUCUUUAAGCGCUUAACUUAAACCUUCAUUAAUUAAAUUUACAAUCUUAUUAAAGAUAUUUUUGCAGAAGAGCACAAAUUCACUAUCCAAGUAAAUUCAUAACUGAAAAUAGGAAUUAUUGAAAAUGGCUAAUUAGAAAGAUAUUCCUCUCAAAGAAUUCAAAUUAGUUGAGCAUUACAAACUAAAUUCACAAAUAUUCAAGACUAAUCUAUAAACUAUUUUUUCCAUUAUCAUAGAUGACCUUUAAAAUACAUUUAAUAAAUAAAUUAUUAUUGAAGAGAGAUCAAUUUUAGAACCAAGAUAACUUACAUAAAUUGAUGAAGAAUCAUAAAUAUGUUUUACUGAAAAUUGUAAUGAAGUAUCUCAAGAGUAUUCCAAAACACAUAGAGAUGAUAUUAAAACAGAAGAAGCUCCAUUAGUUAAUUAAGAAUUAAAAUAAAUCUAGAAAAUUCCAUUAGCCAAAUUAUUGUCAUUUGACAAGAUUACUAGUUUAUCAGUAGCUAAUUCACCUAGACAUUCCAGAGAAAAUAGUUUAACUAGUCAUACAUUUCGAUAAUCAAACAAACCAAUCUAAUAAUUGAUGUUAAAUUCUAAUGUUGGAACAAAGAAAUAGACAGUAACAUAAUUAGCCAAAAAUAAAAGUUUGGAAUUAAAGUCUAUAGCUGAAACCUUGAUAGCUCAAAAUAAAAUCACUCCAAAAGGAAAUUAAACAAUUAUUUUUAACAAUCUAAUGUCAAAAAUCAAUAACUUUAAAGAGAAUACAUAAAAACCAUGA
This is a messenger RNA of Paramecium sonneborni, 838 nucleotides long. The record is from the annotation of a GenBank genome assembly. Lineage: Eukaryota; Ciliophora; Oligohymenophorea; Peniculida; Parameciidae.